GACUGUGUCAGGACGCCGCCGUCUUUGCCUCCUCCUGUCCGAGGCUGCUGGCUGCCAAGGAAGAAGGUCUAUUGGAGCAAAUGAGCCCGAAGGAAAUCAGGAUGAUCCUGAGCUGCGAUCGGAAAGGCUUCCUGGUCAGGGGGCUGACCAUCAGCGGGAGGAAGUGCUACGUUAUCCGGGAUAACUUCUACAUGGACGGGGAUGACACCAUGGAUAUCCGGAUGAAGAGGCAGGAAGGUACACCAUGCCUCAGCCUGGCCAUCGCCAGGUCAAAGAAGGUGUUCAUCAUCAUCAUGGGGAAGCAAGGCAUUCACGGAGGAACUCUCAAUAAAAAGGCGUUUCAGAUGGCCACUUACAUCAGGAAGUCUGGCUGUUAGCUCGAACCUUUGUAACCCCCAGAACAAAUUCCUACGGUAUCUCUCUGUGGCUAUAUUU
Messenger RNA from Callorhinchus milii (elephant shark), 435 nucleotides. Its product is annotated as profilin-2-like. Gene Ontology annotation, biological process: positive regulation of actin filament bundle assembly; regulation of actin filament polymerization; actin cytoskeleton organization. Gene Ontology annotation, cellular component: cytoplasm. Bases 81 to 377 code for a protein of 98 amino acids. Gene Ontology annotation, molecular function: actin binding. The transcript is spliced from 2 exons. The record is from RefSeq and is a predicted model, not a curated record. Lineage: Eukaryota; Metazoa; Chordata; Chondrichthyes; Chimaeriformes; Callorhinchidae.